This is a messenger RNA of Pipra filicauda (Wire-tailed manakin), 3107 nucleotides long. It is a transcript of the gene MGME1, whose product is annotated as mitochondrial genome maintenance exonuclease 1. Gene Ontology annotation, biological process: mitochondrial DNA replication. The record is from RefSeq and is a predicted model, not a curated record. Gene Ontology annotation, molecular function: single-stranded DNA exodeoxyribonuclease activity. Gene Ontology annotation, cellular component: mitochondrion. The transcript is spliced from 8 exons. NCBI's taxonomy places the organism in Eukaryota, Metazoa, Chordata, Aves, Passeriformes, Pipridae. The coding region runs from base 805 to 1818 and encodes 337 amino acids.
CUGCUUGCCUUCAUCCAAGAUGGCGGCAAAACGCUAUAUUUUUUCCUUGCAUUUAGAGAUCUGGGUUGUUUUCCUCAGAGCCUUUCAAAUAACACCCAAAGAGAGCGAAACAGAGCAGGCAUGCCUCUCUCGCAGUUUUCGAGGUGCUCCAGCGAAGGGGAAGGGGCCAGGGCGCAGGAGAACUACAAUUCCCAUGAGGCGGAGGGCGGCGCAGUGCGCGGUGAGCGCGGCGGUGGCGUCGGGCGGAGCGCGCCUGCGUGCUGCUUCCCGCGGCGGUGGCGGGAAGUGUGUCUGAGGUGGCUGUGGAGAAAAAACCAUGGUGGUUAUUUUCCGAAACCAUAAUUAGAGUGUGGCUCAUCAUGCAACACUUGAAGUAAUUCUGCCAGGCUUCAACCACAAACCCUUUCAGAGAGAAGGGAGACACUUCCCCAGAGGGAAAUAUCAAUUAAAUUCUGUUCUUCAGGGGCAAGAGUAGAUCCAAACCACUCCAACUCCAUUUCUUUCUUGUAAAUGCAGGAGAGUAGUUUUUACAGGAAUCUGAAGGUCAGAGGAUGCUCAGGUGAUCAUAUCCAUUCUUGCUGUUGAAUAUUGAAAAAUGAAAGAACAAGUGCAACUCUACCCAGCCCAGUUCUGCUGGAUAAGGAAAGCAGUUUUAGAAUUUCUUUGAUAUUAAAUAUAAUGUCAUUAUUAAAAAAGGGAAGUGACAUAUUCAAAGUAUCUUAACUGGGGGAAAAUAUUGUAACCUCCAGAUGUUCCUAACAGAAGAAAGAAAACUCUAACCAUUCACAAACACUUCUUGUCAGAAUGCAAUUCCUACAGAUACUGUCCAGGAAACCAGGGAAACUGGAAAUGCUUUUUCAAAUACCAUUUUGUCAAAAGCAAUUCCCAUGUUCAUGUCUGGCUACUUCUGCAUGUAUUUAUAGUAAAAAGAAAAAAGCAAACAGUUAUGAACAAGUUGACCAAGAAAAGUACAAAAACUUGGUCUACUCUGUUACAUCUUACAAAACCAGCGCCCAAACACCAGAGACAAUAUUUGAAGAAGACAAUUUGUUAUAUGGGCCACCGGAUAAACACAGACCUCCAGCUAAAGCUGGGACAAAGACUCCCAAGAACUGGGUUCCUUUAAUAAACCCCGACAAGAGAAUUUCCCCUCUCAACAGUGAUUCAAACCUCCCCAGGAAAAUCAUGUUACAAAAAAUGAAAAUGCCCAGUGUUACCCAUAUUCUUCAACAAACUCUCUCUCCACAGCAAGUCUUUUAUCUAGAAAGAUGGAAGCAGAAAAUGAUAGUGGAACUUGGAAAAGAUGGUUUUGAAAAGUACACCAAAAAUCUUUUCCUCCAAGGAGAGCUCUUUCAUUCAGCUUUGGAAUCUAUAUUCCUGUCUGAAGAGAUGGCAGUUAAGGAGAAGAGCGAAGAUGGUGUUAUUUCUGGUUACUUAUCAAGUGUGGAACAUGUCUUAGAAGAUAUCAGCGAAGUGAAAGCUCUGGAAAGUGGAGUUCAUCACGAGACCCUUCAGUAUCUGGGCCUGGUAGACUGCGUGGCGAAGUAUCGAGGCCAAUUGUGUGUGAUUGACUGGAAAACUUCAGAGAAACCAAAGCCAUUUCUGAAGAAUACUUAUGACAACCCAUUACAGGUUGCAGCAUAUAUUGGAGCCAUAAAUCAUGAUGCCAACUAUGACUUCCAGGUUCGCUGUGGACUCAUCGUGGUUGCCUAUAAGAAUGGUUCCCCUGCGCAUCCACAUUUCAUGGAUCCUGAUCUGUGCUCGCAGUACUGGAAUAAGUGGCUUUUGCGCCUUGAAGAGUACAUGGACAGAAACUGAGAAGAAACGAAGAAGCAGCAAGUGGUCUGAGCACAGAGACAAAACAAGACUUUUGUUUAUGUAUACCACUUUUAUUCUUUUUUUAAUAACUUUGGCUAAUUUCUUACCAUCAGGGGUAUUUUUUCCACCGUAAAGAAAACCAAAAACCAAAAAAAAUCCACGUGUGAAUUUCGAAUGGAGAAUAUGUAUUUGCUUAUGUUGUAGGUGACUUCAAUGGUCCGUGCAGGACAAAGUCAACUUAUUUAGCCUGCGUUUUCCCCCCCCCCCAGUUUAUACAACCUAAGGUUUAUAGAAAAGUUUUUAUUAUCAAGUAAAACUGUUCAAUGAAGUCGUCCUUCUUCGGUAAUUUUUGAGAAAAAAAUUGUUGCAGAACUAAAACUUUGAAGAGUGUUGGUGAACUAAAGCAAAAGAACAUCUGCAUUGUCUGAGCUGAGGGAAAUGCAAAUGAUAAAGAAUUGAUAUAGUAGACUGGAUUUCAGUCAGUUUAGUUCUUGCUCAUGUCAAAGGUCUCUAUUAACAGGCUUGUUACUAUUUGUGGAUUUUCUUUCAACCACAACUGGAAGACCUGUGCUAAGAAUUAUAAUGAAAGUUCUCAUUAAGUCUUGUGUAAUAUACUACAGCAAAAUGAUAAUUUAACAGAAGUGGCUCAGUAAGAGAGGAGCAGAAUUGUAAACAAUACUCUUAGAAAUUUCCAGCAAGUUUUCUGAAAGGUGGGGAGUUUGGCUAUUCGUAGUGGCUCCUACAGGUUUCUUAACGCACAGCCUGUGCAGCCCACAGAAGAAAUGGGCUCUGUACUUAGGCUUGUGAGCUCUGUGCAGGCCGAGGCUGCAACUGCCUUGAGCUCUCCUGACUUUGUGUGGGUCUGAGCCGACAAUGAGCCCACCCAGGUGGAAGGAUCUCCAGUGUCAAGUGAGUGUGUACGCCAGUGCAGGUGAGUUUUUGUAUAAAAGCAGGCUUGUGGCUGUGAAGCCAGGCAUUCUGAGGGAUGAAGAGCUGCUGGUUGGUUUUUGGAGGGUGGUUUUUUUGUGGGUUUGUGUUUGUUGUUUUGUUGUUUGUUUUUUUUUUUCAGAUAAGUUUCUGAAUAAAUGUUUUGAAACAGAAGUUAAUUUUUAAGCUUAUAAAAUCAAGUCUGUAAGACAUAGAAUAAGCCUUGAUGAUGUCAGGCAGUAUUGCUUUGUGUGUUGCACACCUGGAAAGCUUUUUCCCUCAUUCUCAUUGUUUUAUCCAAAUUGUAUGUAUGAGUUUUCACAAUACCACUGCAGAUUACAAAUAAAAAUAUGACCAACCCA